Molecule: messenger RNA, 740 nt
Organism: Fomitiporia mediterranea MF3/22
Lineage: Eukaryota; Fungi; Basidiomycota; Agaricomycetes; Hymenochaetales; Hymenochaetaceae
Product: fungal hydrophobin
Exons: 4
Coding region: 69-449 (126 amino acids)
Cellular component (GO): fungal-type cell wall
Molecular function (GO): structural constituent of cell wall
Source: RefSeq, a predicted model, not a curated record
CCGAGGCAUCUCAUACCGACUAGUGUAGCUCAGCUUUACAGCCCUUCACAAAGACAUUCUCACUCAUCAUGAAGUUCACUCGUCUUGCUGCUGGGCUCGCUCUCCCACUCCUUGCGGUUGCCACUCCGAUGCCAGGUGGAGUCAAAACCAUCACGGUGACUGCACCUGCUCAGCCAGCGCCAACUGGUGUCUCUCAGUGCAAUACUGGUCCUAUCCAAUGCUGUGACAGUGUUCAAUCUUCCAGCUCCGGUGGACUCGUCAGUGUCUUGCUCGGCCUUUUGGGCGUCGUCCUCGACGGAGUCAACGUCCCCAUUGGUGUUACCUGCUCUCCGAUCACUGUCAUCGGUGCGGGUGGUACCUCGUGCUCUGCUCAGCCCGUGUGCUGUGAGAACAACAACUUCAAUGGCCUCAUUGCUGUUGGCUGCUCUCCCAUCAACAUCAACCUUUAAAGGAGUCGAAUGCAACUAAGAAGAAGAUCGUUAUUGUUCUUAAAGGUCUCGGAACAUCGUACUGUUUUGUAAUGCGCAUGUGGAUUUUGCGGACCAGUGUUGAUUGCACGUCAAUUCGGGCGCCGCUGCCGAUGUUUAUGCCCAGUUUUCUCUUUCUUAUUUUUGGGCUUUGGUUGUAUUAGGGAUUAUUGUGAUGAAAUAAGAAAAAAUUUGACACGAAACGAAUGCCUGGCUCGCUCGCAAAAAGAGUUUAAGAAUAGCUUGGCGCAUCAUGCAAAUCGUGAUCUUUAC